This is a messenger RNA of Didymodactylos carnosus, 1929 nucleotides long. NCBI's taxonomy places the organism in Eukaryota, Metazoa, Rotifera, Eurotatoria, Philodinida, Philodinidae. The record is from the annotation of a GenBank genome assembly.
AUGACAGCGCCAGGAACCGAAUGGGAAGAUCUUAGGAAACAAGCACGACUGCUUGAAAAUGAAAUUGAUACUAAACUUAUGUCAUUUUCAAAAUUGUGUUCAAACUAUGUUACACGUGAUCAUCACCUUCACAUCGAUACAACAUUAUCGUCAACAAAUUCUACAACAUCGUCAAACAGUGAGCGAAUGUAUGAAACAAUGUCAAUUGAAAUUGAAAAACUUGUAGAAAGAUUAUCGGAUAUAAAUAAACGAAUGUCUGAUGCUGUCUCAUCAUUAUUAGGACCAAAUUCAGCUGCUACCCACACAUUACAACGUCAUCAUGAAAUAUUACAAGAUUAUAGACGAGAAUAUGAACGAACAAAAGCUAAUAUAAGAAAUUUUAAAACUCGUGAAGAUUUAUUGAUGAAUAAUACAAAUGGAAGUAGUGAACCAACAACAAAUGGUAGCGGUCAAUCAUCAACAGGUGUUGCGACAGGUGGUUUAAGUGCGAGACGGCAAGAUUAUUAUUUAAAAGAACUUGGCCAUUUAAAUAAUUCAAAUCGUUUAAUGGAGGCUAAUUUGGAAAUGGCAAUGAAAACAAAAACAGAUUUAAUGGUUCAACGUAAACAUAUGACAACUAUAACACAAAAAGUCAAUGCAUUGGCUAAUAGAUUUCCAUUAAUAAAUAAUCUAAUGCAAAAGAUUAAAAUGUCUACUUCGUACGAUAAUCGUUUAUUGUCUUGCCAUGAACAAAAUACGUUUAUUUGUCCAUCAUCACCAUUAAGAGAAAACGAUAAUAAUGAAAUAUAUAUUGAUGAAAAUAAUGAAGUACUACUCUAUCCAAAUGCACCCAUCUCUGUCUUGUCUACUUAUUUGGCUAUUGAAAAAUUUAUGAUCGAUGCAAAAUUAUCAUUUUAUGAUCAAAAGAACUUAUUUGAAUUAAUCUUAACUUUACUACCAAAUGAAAAUAAUUUAUCAUUAAAUAAAUAUCUCAAAUGGUUGAUAUGUCGUUUACAGCAAUCAAAUGAAACAGCAAAUGAAACAUCUAAAAGAAAAAGUAAUGAUGAUGAAAAUAGAAAUUUAAAAAAAUUUCGUACAACGCAUGAUUCUACCUGUACAACAUCCCCACAAGAUACAUAUCUACCACCAAUGACAAAUGGAGAAAAUUCACUGUUAAAUUAUGUACAAAAUGAAUUGAAACUUAGCGAUAUGAUCCGACAAAAACCAAAUGAAAAAUUAGAUUCACUUAUAAAUAUUGUUUUACAAAUAGCUGCUAGUAUAGACAAAAUUAAACAAUAUUUGGUGAAUAAAGAUGAAAUUAGUGAUGAAACAACAAAAAUGGUUUCUAUUGAACCAAUCACAAAUACAAAGCGAAAAAAACAGAACCGUACGCUAGAAAGUGAACGUUCCGAAUGUAUCGACGAUAUACUCAAAGAUUCAUCAAUAAUAAUAACUCCAUUGGAAACAACAUCAAUGGAUAUUAAGAAGACAAUGAUAUUCAAUGGACGAAAUAUGAUUAAACAUUUACGACCUAAUAUGACGAUAACAUCAUUCACUAGGCAAGUAUGUUGUGAUUUAUUUACAAAACAGGAAAUAUUAGAUCGAUUGCAUACAGAAGAAAAUGAGAGAACAACAUUUUUGAAACAAUGUAUUCGUGCAGCAUGGAAUUUAUCUGAUAUACAAUUUAGUUCAGUAUGGAAUAGAAUUCGUACAGCAUUAAUGCAACUUCGAAGGGAUGUUUUAGCUGGUAAAUGUAUGUCAAAAAAACCUGUCGGUGGUGGUAGUACUGAAGUACCAGGAGAAGAAGAGGAACAAUACAACAGUAAUAGUUCAUUUUUUAUUCAUAAUUGCCCGAGUGAAGAAGAUUCCAAUGAUGAUGAUGAACAUGUAUAUAAUAACGGUGAUAAUGAACUUGGUUUACAAGCAUUCAUUAAAAAUGAAAAAACUUAA